Molecule: messenger RNA, 372 nt
Organism: Rosa rugosa (rugosa rose)
Lineage: Eukaryota; Viridiplantae; Streptophyta; Magnoliopsida; Rosales; Rosaceae
Product: TPD1 protein homolog 1A-like
Exons: 1
Coding region: 1-372 (123 amino acids)
Biological process (GO): cell fate determination
Source: RefSeq, a predicted model, not a curated record
AUGGCACCAAUUCUGAAGUUUCUCAGCCUGGCUUUGAUUUUCAGUGUGACUGUAGGAGUGGACUGUCAGUGCUCUAAGAACAGGCUCAAAGUCACACAGUAUCGAACAGGAGAGUUGUUGCGAAACAAGCCAGUGUGGAGGGUGAAGAUCACCAAUGACUGCCCAUGUACUCAACUCGAUGUUAAACUAAGUUGCAAGGGAUUUCAAGCCGUGAAAGAUAUUGGUCCUAAGCCAGUCUUGGCCAAAUCCGGUGGCGAGUGUCUCCUCAACGAUGGCCAACCUAUCUAUGCGCACGAGGAUUUCAUUUUCACCUAUGCUUUUGGCACUCGGUUUCCUUUUCACCUGCUCUCCUCCCGAAUUGCCUGUUCUUAA